UCAGAUAGAUGAGGCGAGAGAGAAUCUCCGGCGCACUACCGGCGGCAGAACAAGAAGACCGCAACCGGAAGAUAGUGAAAUCACUGUACAAGGCGUUGCGGGGAGGCGGCGACACGGCGAAGGUAGAGAAGAUAGUGGGAAAAGAGAUUGAAUGGUGGUACCAUGGGCCUCCACAUUGGCAUCACAUGAUGAAGGCGUUGACUGGGAAGUCAACGGGAGAUUGUUUCGAGUUUAGGCCAAGGAGAGUGAAGGCCAUUGGUGAUGAGCGUGUGAUUGUUGAAGGAUGGGAAGGGGUGGGAGAGUAUUGGGUGCAUGUGUGGGGACUCAAGCAGGGGAUAAUUUCCCAGCUGCGUGAGUACUUCAACACCUUGGUCACUGUAGUGGUGGUGGUUCGUGUCGAUGAGGAUGGUGGCGGUUGUAAGCGCCAGGAAGAAGUUAGGUUAUGGCGGACCACGUCUUGGGUUAGGGCUCGUGGAUCUUUACCUGAUCUUGUCCUCGCCAUAUAA
Molecule: messenger RNA, 506 nt
Organism: Arachis stenosperma
Lineage: Eukaryota; Viridiplantae; Streptophyta; Magnoliopsida; Fabales; Fabaceae
Product: senescence associated gene 20-like
Exons: 1
Coding region: 9-506 (165 amino acids)
Source: RefSeq, a predicted model, not a curated record